AUGUCUUCGUCAUACACUUCUCCCCUUACGGUCCUACCCGAAGUGUCCUCGAAAGGCCAACCACAAGGUUCCCCUUCAAAUUGGGACAGCACAAGUGGGUCCCGUGGCCUCGACAGCCCAGAGACAAACAUCCCAUCUCACGCGGUUGCGACGUGUGAGCCAUACUUGCGAUACCCACAACCAGUGCACACGGCUAGCCCCCUUCUUACUCACGACACCGAGGGUGAUACCUGGGCCAUCAAUCAAUAUAUCACAUCGGAUCCGCGUUUCCGUGAUAGCACCCUCGUGUUCCCUCGGAUUCACCAGCCUUCUAAUCCAUCCUGGCCAUUCUGGAGGCGACACCGUGUUGCUAUCUUAACUAUGCUUGCUACUCUCGUCGCUUUCGGAUUCGUUUUGGCAGCUAUCAUUGGGAGUGUUGUGAUCAAGAAUGAUUAA
Messenger RNA from Rhizoctonia solani, 435 nucleotides. RefSeq lists its product as uncharacterized. The coding region runs from base 1 to 435 and encodes 144 amino acids. The record is from RefSeq and is a predicted model, not a curated record. NCBI's taxonomy places the organism in Eukaryota, Fungi, Basidiomycota, Agaricomycetes, Cantharellales, Ceratobasidiaceae. The transcript has a single exon.